AUGCUGAGUAUUUAUGAACUGAUUUUGGAACGAAAGAAAAUGUCUGAAUCUUCAACGAGAAUGUACAAUCCAAAUGAAAUAUCGUCAGACGUGGGCCAAAUAUUGACUCAACAGAAGAAACGUUCUGGCAUCCCACAAAUUGAGGUUGUGAAUGAAAUUCAAAUCGUCAUCAAUAAAAAUGAUAAUCAACGUAGUAGCAUAAAUGUACCAACGCCAAGUGAUAGUAAAGAUAUAAGAAAGUGUAUAAGCAGUCGAAGUAGUAAAACAGAUCUAACAGCUGUUACAACCAUAACAGCAGCCACCAUUGAAACAACAACGAAGAACGUCACAAUAAAGAGCUCACGUCGAACGAGCCGCGAAAAAGAGAAAAGUGAAUCAAACUCGACAAUUUGUGUUUGCGGAAAGCUUUUAAAGCGUGUUAAAGGACUUCUGGAAAAGAAAGAUAAAGGAAGCGGAGGGGCUUGUAUGCUUAAAGCUUCGAGCAUAUUUCCAUAUCCUAUUUAA
Molecule: messenger RNA, 504 nt
Organism: Clunio marinus
Lineage: Eukaryota; Metazoa; Arthropoda; Insecta; Diptera; Chironomidae
Source: the annotation of a GenBank genome assembly